Molecule: messenger RNA, 4276 nt
Organism: Epinephelus fuscoguttatus (brown-marbled grouper)
Lineage: Eukaryota; Metazoa; Chordata; Actinopteri; Perciformes; Serranidae
Product: arylsulfatase B-like
Exons: 8
Coding region: 251-1795 (514 amino acids)
Source: RefSeq, a predicted model, not a curated record
GUCGAGGCAGUGUUUUCAAUUUGCGGAAUACGGAAGUAACAGCUAGACUCGGGUGAAACUUUUGCAAUACAGUGACAGGCUAUUUACACUAUUACAACGAAGACGUGAAGUUAGGACAGCCUGUUUUCUAAGCCUCAUAUCCGCCAUGUUUGUAUAUAUUUUACUGCUGACAAACAACCUACCGGACAUCCGUGUUUACUUAGUGGCGAGCUAAUGGGGCUCUGUUGAGUCCAUAACUAAGAAAUUGAUAAUGGAUUAUUCGCUAAUCAUAGCUGUGUUCCUCGCAAGCUUUCAUUUGUCUUUGGCAGCUCAGCAGCCCCACAUCAUUUUCAUCUUGGCAGAUGACUUUGGUUGGUAUGAUGUCGGCUAUCACAGCUCAGAGAUCAGCACCCCGAACCUGGACAAGCUGUCAGCCGGAGGAGUCCGCCUGGAGAACUACUAUGUUCAGCCUCUGUGUACUCCCUCCAGAAACCAGCUCAUGACCGGGAGAUACCAGAUCCACACAGGCAUGCAGCACCAGAUCAUCUGGCCCUGUCAGCCCUACUGUGUCCCUCUGGAUGAGAAACUGCUGCCCCAGCUGAUGAAGGAGUCAGGCUAUGCCACCCACAUGGUGGGCAAGUGGCACCUGGGCAUGUACAAGAAGGAGUGCCUGCCCACGCGCCGGGGCUUUGACACGUACUUUGGUUACCUGACGGGCAGCGAGGAUUACUUCACUCACAUACGUUGUACUCACAUCUCUGUUCUGAAUGGGACUCGCUGUGCGUUGGACCUGAGGGAAGGAGAAGAGGUCGCCACUGCAUUCAAAGGAGCCUAUUCCACUGAGCUGUUCAGCCAGAGGGCCACCAGCAUCAUUAAAAAACAGGACCCUAACAAGCCACUCUUCCUCUACGUAGCAAUGCAGGCAGUCCAUGCACCCUUGCAGGUGCCAGAACGCUACGUUGCCCCCUACAGUUUCAUCAAAGACCCCAAUCGCAGGCUGUAUGCCGGCAUGGUGUCGGCCAUGGAUGAGGCAGUGGGCAACAUCACUCUGGCUUUGCAGCAGAGAGGACUCUGGGACAACACGAUCCUGGUAUUUUCAACAGAUAACGGAGGUCAGACGCUGAGUGGUGGCAGCAAUUGGCCACUGCGAGGGAGGAAGUGGUCACUGUGGGAAGGAGGGAUCCGGGGAGUCGGAUUCGUCGCCAGCCCGCUACUGAAGCAACCCGGGACUGUCAGCCACGAACUCAUCCACAUCUCCGAUUGGCUGCCAACACUUGUUGGCCUGGCCGGAGGGAGCACCAAUGGCACAAAGCCGCUGGAUGGAUUCAAUGUGUGGAACACGAUCAGCAAAGGGUUUGCCUCACCCAGACUGGAGCUGCUGCACAACAUUGACCCCCAGUAUAAUGACAUCGCUCCAUGUCCUGGCACCAAGCGUCAGUUAACUUUGGCUCAGGUGGUCAGCAGAGGCUCCUGGGCCAACUCUGGCUUCAAUGUGUCCAUUCACGCAGCCAUUCGAUCCUCAAACUGGAAGCUGCUGACUGGCUACCCGGGUUGUGACAUUUGGUUCCCGCGGCCCGGCCACAACAGCUCCGAGCGGAGCCCCUCUGAGGUGGAUCCACUGAACUCCGUAAUGCUGUUUGACAUAGAAAAAGAUCCAGAGGAAAGGAAUGAUGUGUCUGCCCAGUUCCCGGCAGUAGUGGAGUAUCUCCUCACAAGGCUCAACCAAUACCAGAAAAGUGCUGUGCCUGUAACCUUCCCCGAUGAAGACCCCAGAUGUGACCCAGGCCCCACUGGAGCCUGGGGACCCUGGGCUUAGAUGGCAGUGACAAUGAUGAAGGUUGUAACACUUUGUUUACUGUGAAUUACAGCAGCAGGGAUCUCCUCUGUAGAGGAGAGAGACAUUUUUUUUCUGAUGAUUCACUUCCAAUAUAUAUCAACCAAAAGACAGCUUUUUUCAUCACAGUAUUUUCCAAACAGUCAAAACGCAAUCAUGCAGACCUUUUAAAGAAAAUAUUUGACUUAUAUUUUUGAAAUGGAACCAAUUAGUUUCAAAAUAGAGACUUGAUCAUCAACUGACUGAUGAUGAUGCCGUUAAUAUUGACCUGUGUCCCACCCCUGAGAUGCUUUCGGAGGUUUAGUUAAAGCGAUUGCACAAACUCAAGCUAAACAUGUUGCUGAUUUAUCUCCCUGCUGUUCCAGGUAUUUGCACUUCAUUUAUCUACUGUUGAGAAGCUGCAGGCUUCCUUGUAUGUGUCAAACAUUGUGGUUGUUUUUAAACCUGGGAAAAAUAUUUCAACAACCACACUAUGGUGUCAUUUGGAGCUUUUCAAGGAGUGUACAGGAAAGGGCAACAUACUGAUGUGUUUAAGAGAGAACAGAUGCACACAGUGUUGAUUUUAGCCAGAUUUGAUAUUUCAAGUUGUACUAAUCAAUGUUUUUAUAUCGGCAAUGGAUAAAAUGACGACAUACAUCACAGUAUGUGAAAGGAGAACCCAAAGAGAAUUAUCACGACUCCCCUCAGCUCUGCAUCUCUCAGCUCAUUAUUAUGGUUCAGUCUCACAGCUCUCAUCAGUGUCAUUCCCAUCAGCAGCAGAAACCUGUUUUUAGUGGAAAAAGCUCUGAUAAACCAACAGUGCACUACCUGCCAAGCACCAAAUAGCAAAUGACCAAAGUUAGGAACUAGCUGAUGCUGAACAUAGUGGAACAUUCUGCCACUAAAGAGCAAGAUAUUUCCCUCGUGAGUUGGUGGGGACCUUUAGCAGUGGUUUGUAUAGAUGUCAACAAAUAAAAAGCAAAUACAAAAUUUAAAUACAAAAUUUCUACCAACUGUUUAAUUCAGCUCUGCUUUACUUCUUUUCUGCGCAUUCUGUUGAAAUGUUUGAUUUGGAGAGCCAUUAGAUCAAAAAAAAAUGUUUACAGCUUGUUCCAUUGCUGCUAAAUGGCCAAAAAAAGAUUAUUGCAGGUGUAAAAUAUGUUUUAAAAAUGCUUUAAAUUAACUGAGCUCUACUUUUCUUUUCUUUUCUUCAUAAACUGUGCACAUCGCUAUUCAUAAGUGCCUACUGGUUAAAGCUUAAAAUGUGUGGUUUGUGUUUUGUUCCGGGAAACAAAAAGUUACAAAAUAAAGAGGCGAAAAUGCGGUGAAGCUGUUUUUAAAACCGCAGACACUGAUUUGAAGCCAAAACAUCUUGAUCGCCCCCUGGCAGCCAGCUGUAGUAUUGGUCAUAAAUGCCGCUGCCUCCAUGUUAGCGGAUUGGACAUGGGCCAAACUAAAAUAAUCAAAUUCAACAUUAAAUAAACUGUUCCAUAGUUUUUUUUCAAUCAUUUAAGUAGAUUGUAUCAUGCUGAUGAAUGCUCAAGUGCACAUUUUUCUUCAGUCGUUUUAAUUACAACCCCAAUUCCAAAAAAGUUGGGACUCUGUUUAAAACAUAAGAAAACACCAGCCACACUGCUGGUAACCGUGCAGAAUGUGUCUACUUGUCUUGCUGGAAUAAGCAGGGACAUCUCUAAACAAGACAUCGUCUGGAUGGCAGCAUAUGUUGCUCCAAAACCUGUAUGUACCUUUCCGCAUUCAUGGUGCCUUUGCGGAUGUGCAAGUUACCCAUGAUGCCAUGGGCACUGACAUCACAGAUGCUGGCUUUGAACUUUGAGCUGGUAACAACGGUCCAUUUCCUCUUUAGCGCAGAGGACACAACGUCCAUGAUUUCCAAAAACAAUUUGAAAAGUGGUCUCGUCACACCUUAGAUGAGCUUGGGCUCAUCUUAUCUUAACUUGCAUUUGUAGAUGCAGCGAUGAACUGUGUUUACCGACAGUGCUUUUUCAAAAUGUUCAUGAGCCCCUGUAGUAAUAUCCUUUAUACAGUCAUGUUGGUUUUGAUGCUGUGCUGCCGGAGGGGUCAAAGGUCACGGUCAUGCAAUGUUGGUUUUCAGCCUUGCCCCUGACAUGCAGAGAUUUCUCUGGAUUCUCUGAACUUGUUUGAUGAUAUUAUGGAUUGUAGAUGGUGAAAUCCUUAAAAUCCUGCUAUUGUAAUUUGAGAAAUGUUGUUCUUAAGUGUUGGCCUAUUUACCCACACAGUUUUUCACAAAGUAACAAUCCCUGCUUGCGAAUGUGAACAACUGAGCCUUUGGAGAGUGGAGACCCUUUCAUACCCAAUAAUGAUACUUUCAUUUGUCAGCAACUGACUGACCUUUUUACCUGUGGAAUGUGUCAAACAGGUGUUUUGGAACAUGUUGCAGGCAUCAAAUUCAGGAUCAGUGUUUAUUUACAAUAAAUAAUAAGGUUUAUCAGUUUAUACAUAAAA